This is a messenger RNA of Grammomys surdaster, 5852 nucleotides long. Its product is annotated as coagulation factor VIII. The coding region runs from base 60 to 5852 and encodes 1930 amino acids. NCBI's taxonomy places the organism in Eukaryota, Metazoa, Chordata, Mammalia, Rodentia, Muridae. The record is from RefSeq and is a predicted model, not a curated record. Gene Ontology annotation, molecular function: oxidoreductase activity; copper ion binding. The transcript has 19 exons.
UGCUAGGUCCUAUCAUUUGGACUGAGGUUCAUGACACUGUGGUCAUUACACUUAAAAACAUGGCUUCUCAUCCUGUCAGUCUUCAUGCUAUUGGUGUUUCCUACUGGAAAGCUUCUGAGGGCAGUCUGUCCAAAGAAAGAACACAGAUGUUGUACCAAUUUGUACUACUUUUUGCUGUAUUUGAUGAAGGGAAGAGCUGGCACUCAGAAACUAACAAUUCUUAUACACAGUCUAUGGAUUCUGCAUCUGCUGGAGCCUGGCCUAAAAUGCAUACAGUCAAUGGCUAUGUAAACAGGUCUCUGCCAGGUCUGAUUGGAUGCCACAGGAAAUCAGUCUAUUGGCACGUGAUUGGAAUGGGCACCACUCCUGAAAUACACUCAAUAUUUCUUGAAGGUCAUACAUUUUUUGUGAGGAACCAUCGUCAAGCUUCCUUGGAGAUAUCACCAAUUACUUUCCUUACUGCUCAAACACUCUUGAUAGAUCUUGGGCGCUUCCUGCUAUUUUGUCAUAUCUCUUCCCAUAAACAUGAUGGCAUGGAAGCUUAUGUCAAAGUAGAUAGCUGCCCUGAGGAACCCCAAUGGCAAAAGAAAAAUAAUGAAGAAAUGGAAGAUUAUGAUGAUCUUGAUUCAGAAAUGGACAUGUUCACAUUGGAUUAUGACAGCUCUCCUUUUAUCCAAAUUCGCUCGGUUGCUAAAAAGUACCCUAAAACUUGGAUACAUUAUAUUUCUGCUGAGGAGGAAGACUGGGAUUAUGCUCCUUCAGUUCUCACCUUGGAUAAUGGAAGUUAUAAAAGCCAGUAUCUGAGCAAUGGUCCUCAUCGGAUUGGUAGGAAAUAUAAAAAAGUCAGAUUUAUAGCAUACACAGAUGAAACCUUUAAGACUCGUGAAACCAUCCAGCAUGAAUCAGGACUCUUGGGACCUUUACUUUAUGGAGAAGUUGGAGAUACACUGUUGAUUAUAUUUAAGAAUCAAGCAAGCCGACCAUAUAAUAUUUACCCUCAUGGAAUCACUGAUGUCAGCCCUCUACAUGCAAGGAGAUUGCCAAGAGGUAUAAAGCAUUUGAAGGAUUUGCCAAUUCAUCCAGGAGAGAUAUUCAAGUACAAAUGGACAGUUACAGUAGAAGAUGGACCAACUAAAUCAGAUCCACGGUGCCUGACCCGCUAUUAUUCAAGUUUCAUUAACCCUGAGAGAGAUCUAGCUUCAGGACUGAUUGGCCCUCUUCUCAUCUGCUACAAAGAAUCUGUAGAUCAAAGGGGAAACCAGAUGAUGUCAGACAAGAGAAAUGUCAUCCUGUUUUCUCUAUUUGAUGAGAACCAAAGCUGGUACAUCACAGAGAACAUGCAACGCUUCCUCCCCAAUGCAGCUGAUACACAGCCCCAGGACCCUGGGUUCCAGGCCUCUAAUAUCAUGCACAGCAUCAAUGGCUAUGUUUUUGAUAGCUUGGAGUUGACAGUUUGUUUGCAUGAGGUAGCCUACUGGUACAUUCUCAGUGUUGGAGCACAGACAGACUUCUUAUCUAUCUUCUUCUCUGGAUAUACUUUCAAACACAAAAUGGUCUACGAAGAUACACUUACCCUGUUCCCAUUCUCGGGAGAAACUGUCUUUAUGUCAAUGGAAAACCCAGGUCUAUGGGUCUUGGGGUGUCAUAAUUCAGACUUUCGGAAGAGAGGUAUGACAGCAUUGCUGAAAGUUUCUAGUUGUGACAAGAGUACUAGUGAUUAUUAUGAAGAAAUAUAUGAAGAUAUUCCAACACAGUUGGUGAAUGACAACAAUGUCAUUGAUCCCAGAAGCUUCUUCCAGAAUUCAAAUCUUCCUAAUACUAGGAAAAAGAAAUUCAAAGACAUCAUAAUUCCAAAAAAUGAUAUGGAGAAGAUUGAGCCUCCAUUUGGAGAAAUAGCAGAAAUGCUUAAAGUACAAAGUGUCUCAUCUAGUGACAUUUUGAUGCUCUUGGGACAGAGUCAUCCUACUCCACAUGGCUUACUUUUAUCAGAUGGCCAAGAAGCCUAUUAUGAGGCUGUUCAUGAUGAUGAUUCACCUGAUGCAAUAGACAGAAAUGUAGGCCCAUUUAAAGUGGCCCAAAUCAGGCCAGAAUCCCACCACAGUGAGAAAAUUGUAUUUACUCCUCAGCCAGGCCUCCAGUUAAGAUCAAAUAAAAGUUUGGAGAUAACUAGAGAAGUAAAGUGGAAGAAACUUGAUUUGCAAGUUUCUGGUUUGCCAAGUAAUCUAAUGACCACAACAAUUCUGUCAGACAAUUUGACAGAAAAUUUUGAAAAGACAGGUUCUUCAGAAUUUCCAGAUAUGCCAAUUCACUUUAGUGCUAAAUUAAGAACUACUGCAUUUGGUAAAAAAGCGUAUCCCCUUGUUGGGUCUCAUGUACCUUUAAGGAUUAGUGAAGAAAAUAGUUAUUCCAACUUGUUGGAUUCAACUUUAAUGUAUAGUCAAAGUUCACCAGGAGAUAAUAUAUUAUCAGUGGAGAAUGAUAAAUUACUCAAAGAGAAGAGGUUUCAUGGAAUUGCUUUAUUGGCCAAAGAUAAUACUUUAUUUAAAGACAAUGUCUCCCUAAUGAAAACAAACAAGACAUGCAAUCAUUCAACAACUAAUGAAAAACCACACACUGACAUCCGAACAUCAAUUGAGAAUAGUACAGCAGACUUGCAAGAUGCCGUAUUAAAAAUCAAUGAUGAGAUUCAAGAACUAACAUCUUUGAUUCAUGAUGGAACACUUUUAGGCAAAAAUACUACAUAUCUGAGACUAAACCAUAUGCGAAAUACAUCUACCUCAGCAAAAAAUAAAGACAUUUUUCAUAAAAAAGAUGAAGAUUCUGUUCCACAAGGUGCAGAAAAUACAAUCAUGCCAUUUUCCAAGAUGCUGUUAUUGUCAGAAUAUGCAAAUUUGUUAAAAAAGACCAAUGGAAGUAACUCCUUGAACUCUGAGCAAGAACGUAGUCCAAAGCAAUUAGUAUAUUUAAUGUUUAAAAAGUAUGUGAAAAAUCAAACUUUCUUGUCAGAGAAAAAUAAAGUGAUAGUAGAACAAGAUGGAUUUACAAAGAACAUAGGACUUAAAGAGAUGGUUUUUCCAAGUAAUAUGAGCAUAUUUCUUACCAGUUUGGCUAAGAUACACAAAAAUGGUAGGCACAAUCAAGAAAAAAAUAUUCAGGAAGAGAUAGAAAAGGAAGCACCAAUUGAAGAGAAAGUAGUUUUGCCCCAGGUGCACAUAGCAACUGGUACUAAGAAUUUCUUGAAAGACAUGUUUUUACUAGGCACUAGGCAAAAUAUAAGUUUACAUGAAGAGACAUAUGUACCAAUACUUCAAAACAGCACAUCAAUAAACAACUCAACAAAUACAGUACAGAUUCACAUGGUACAUUUAGUUAAAAGAAGGAAGGAUAAGGAAACAAAUUUAGAAGGCUUGAUAAAUAAAACCAGAGAAAUGGUAAAAAACUAUCCAAGCCAGAAGGAUAUUAUUACUCAACGUAGUAAACGGGCUUUGGGACAAUUCAGACUGUCAACUCAGUGGCUUCAAACCAUAAACUAUUCGACACAGAGUAUCAUUAAACAGAUAGACCACAGCAAGGAAAGGAAAAAGUUCAUUAUUCAACCUCCCUUAUCAGAUUCUUCUAUAAUUAAAAGCACCACUCAGACAAAUAGUUAUGACUCACAUGUUGUAAAAACAUCAGCAUUUUCACCAACAGAUCUCAAAAGGAUUCCAUUCCAAGACAAUUUUUCUCAUGUUCAAGCAUCAUCCUACAUUUUUGACUAUAAGACAAAAAGUUCUAGAAUUCAAGAAAGCAAUCAUUUAUUAAAAGAAACCAAAAGGAAUAACCCUUCUUUAGCCAUUCUACCAUGUAAGAUAUUCAUAGAUCAAGCAAAAUUUUCCUCCCCAGGGAAAAGUAACACAAACUCAGAUACAUAUAAGAAACUUGAGAACAUUAUUUUCUUAAAACCAAUCUUGCCUGAAGAAGCUGGCAAAGUUGAAUUGCUUCAUCAAGUUUCCAUUCAAAAGGAAGAACUUUUACCUACAGAAACUAGCCAUGAAUCUCCCGGACACUUGAAUCUCAUGAAAGAGGUCUUUGUUCAGAAAACAUGGGAGCCUACUAAAUGGAAUAAAGCAAAGAGGCAUGGGAAAAGUAUAAAAGGCAAAACAGAGAGCUCUAAAAAGAGUCACUCUAAACUGCUAUAUCAUCAUGCUUGGGAUUAUCAUUAUGCUGCACAGAUACCAAAAGAUAAAUGGAAAUCCAAAGAGAAGUCACCAGAAAUUGUAUCUGUUAAGCAAGAGGACACCAUUUUGUCUCUGAGGCCGUAUGGAAGCAAUCAUUCAAUAGGGGCAAAUAAGCAAAUUUGGCCCCAAAGAGAAGCCACUUGGGUAAAGCAAGGUCAGACUCAAAGGACAUGCUCUCAAAACCUGCCAGUCUUGAAACGACAUCAAAGGGAGCUUAGUGCUUUUCAAUCAGAACAGGAAACAACUGACUAUGAUGAUGCCAUCACCGUUGAAACAAAUGAGGAUUUUGACAUUUAUGGUGAUGAUAUAAAGCAGGAUCCUCGCAGCUUUCAACAGAAAACAAGGCACUAUUUUAUUGCAGCUGUGGAACGGCUCUGGGACUAUGGGAUGAGUACAUCUCAUGCUCUAAAAAAUAGAGAUCAAAGUGGCAAUAUAGCUCAGUUCAAGAAAGUAGUUUUUCAGGAAUUUACUGAUGGAUCCUUUAGUCAGCCCUUAUACCGUGGAGAACUAAAUGAACAUCUGGGGUUGUUGGGGCCAUAUAUAAGAGCAGAAGUUGAAGACAACAUUAUGGUGACUUUCAAAAACCAGGCCUCCCGUCCCUACUCUUUCUAUUCUAGCCUCAUUUCUUAUGAGGAAGAUCAGAGAGGGCAAGAACCUAGAAGAAACUUUGUUAAGCCUAAUGAAACCAAAAUUUAUUUUUGGAAAGUACAACAUCAUAUGGCACCCACAGAAGAUGAGUUUGACUGCAAGGCCUGGGCUUAUUUCUCUGAUGUUGAUCUUGAAAGAGAUAUGCACUCAGGAUUAAUUGGACCCCUUCUGAUUUGCCACACGAACACACUGAAUCCUGCUCAUGGGAGACAAGUGACAGUACAGGAAUUUGCUCUGCUUUUCACUGUCUUUGAUGAGACCAAGAGCUGGUAUUUCCCUGAAAAUGUGGAAAGGAACUGCAAGACACCCUGCAAUAUCCAGAUCGAAGACCCCACUUUGAAAGAGAAUUAUCGUUUUCAUGCAAUCAAUGGUUAUGUGAUGGAUACCUUACCAGGCUUAGUAAUGGCUCAGUAUCAAAGGAUUCGAUGGUAUCUUCUCAGCAUGGGCAACAAUGAGAACAUCCAAUCUAUUCAUUUCAGUGGACAUGUUUUCACUGUACGGAAAAAAGAAGAGUACAAAAUGGCAGUGUACAACCUCUACCCAGGUGUUUUUGAGACACUGGAAAUGCUACCAUCCAGACCUGGAAUUUGGCGAGUAGAAUGCCUUAUUGGCGAGCACUUACAGGCUGGGAUGAGCACUCUUUUUCUGGUGUACAGCAAGCAGUGCCAGAUUCCUCUGGGAAUGGCUUCUGGAAGCAUCAGAGAUUUCCAGAUUACAGCUUCAGGACACUAUGGACAAUGGGCCCCAAACCUGGCAAGACUUCAUUAUUCUGGAUCAAUCAAUGCCUGGAGUACCAAGGAGCCCUUUUCUUGGAUCAAGGUAGAUCUGUUGACACCAAUGAUUAUUCAUGGCAUCAAGACUCAGGGUGCCCGUCAGAAAUUUUCCAGCCUUUAUAUCUCUCAGUUUAUCAUCAUGUAUAGCCUUGAUGGGAAGAAGUGGCUGAGUUAUCGAGGAAAUUCCACUGGAACCUUAAUGGUAUGUAAUUAG